Messenger RNA from Symbiodinium sp. CCMP2592, 417 nucleotides. The record is from the annotation of a GenBank genome assembly. NCBI's taxonomy places the organism in Eukaryota, Dinophyceae, Suessiales, Symbiodiniaceae.
AUGCCGAACGGGGCAGAUCAACGCUUCAUGAAGGAGACGAUGGAUCUGAUCUGCAGCAUGAAGGGAGGUGCCGUGGUGGGGAUCGCGUCUUCGGUGCUGAAAAUGGUGAACAUCGCCCUGCAGAAAGUUGGAGCAGGCAGCCGGGAACGGCCGUGGCGUUCGAGAGACUGGUCUUGGAGGUGUGGUUGUGGGGAGAACACGUGGACCAGCACGUCAGACCAUGCAGCUUACAUUGAUUCCUGCGACGGAGACAUCGUAUCGAUCUGGACAUGGUCGGGUCGCCUCUUCAUCGAUCGUGGGACCUUCUUUACCUGGGGAUCAGACUCCAAGAAUGGACGACCAUGUCCGGGCACGUCUGGACCUGUAGGCAGUGCUCUUUUCGAGUUCAUUGAGGUGCCACAUCCCGGCUCCGACUAA